Molecule: messenger RNA, 554 nt
Organism: Plutella xylostella (diamondback moth)
Lineage: Eukaryota; Metazoa; Arthropoda; Insecta; Lepidoptera; Plutellidae
Source: RefSeq, a predicted model, not a curated record
AUGGCCCUCGUUUAUUUUCUACUCUUCGUCCUGUCCAUCACCCACGUAUCCAGCUCAUCAUCAUCAACAUCACCAUCACAACACAACAAACGCCACAUCGUGAACACCGUGUACGCGCCCGGUCACCUCCCUACGCGACACUCCGUCACCGAGUACCUCAACCGCGUACCCAUCGUGGUCCCGCACCCCGUACCCGUGGCCGUACCUCGCGGCGUACCGUACGCGGUGCCUGUCGGCGUACCUGUCAUACGACCGCGGCCGGUACCUGUGUUGGUUCCUCAUCCAGUGGCUCAAGUCAUACAUAGGCCGGUAGCUGUGCCGGUGGAUAGGCCGUUCCCGUACCCGUACGCGCACCCGGUACCUGUGACGGUGACGCAGGGGGUGGCGAUACCCGUGCCGCAGCCGUACCCGGUGCCGUACCCGUCGGCGGUGCCGGUCCGGGUGCCGCAUCCGGUGCCGGUCGUCGCCGGACAGACGGUAGUGUCGAGCAGUGGACAGGCUGUAGUACAUCCGUAUUGAAUGAGACUGUAUUAGUGUAAGGAUAGAUAAAUGGU